Molecule: messenger RNA, 2695 nt
Organism: Lepisosteus oculatus (spotted gar)
Lineage: Eukaryota; Metazoa; Chordata; Actinopteri; Semionotiformes; Lepisosteidae
Source: RefSeq, a predicted model, not a curated record
CUCAACGAAUAACAUUUUCUCUGUGUGCUGAAAGCAGCUUUCCUUCCAGGAUGUGGUUCCUAACCAUCGCAGCCGUGGCAUGUCUGUUCCCACCUGCCUCCCACGCUGGGGUAAAGGAUCUGAGCCUUCACUUCAGCCAGACCGAUCACAGCCCCCCGCCGUCGGCGGGGCCUCGGGGCUCCCAGCCGGGCGGGGCCGGGGACGUGGAGAAGAUCCCGACCGAUUUCCACAAAGAGAACACGGUGACGAACGACCUCCCGUUCGACGGGGGCUUCGAGGAGGAGGACUACAUCGAUUUCGACAAGCUGCUGGGGCUGGACGACACCGACUACGACGCCAUCGACGAAAUCGACACCCCGGCUCCCGGCGGGGACGUCGUCACCGAGCCCACUGACCCCCAGGUGAGGAGAGCCAACCUAUACCGCCUCUUCCACGGACAGACCCGAAUCCAGAGGCUCAGCACCGCCAACGCCGACUUCGGCUUCAGCCUCUACAGGAGCCUGAGGAAUGCCGCCAACCAGACGGACAACAUCCUGUUCGCGCCCGCUGGCGUCUCCAUCGCCAUGGGCAUGAUAGACCUGGGAACCAAGCAGCACACCCACGAGCAGCUCUUCUCCGUGCUGGGCUUCCAGGACCUCGUCAACGCCAGCUCUAAGUACGAGGACAGCACCGUGCACAAGCUCUUCCGGAAGCUCACCCACCGCCUCUUCAGGCGCAACUUCGGCUACACCCUGCGGUCCGUCAACGACCUGUACGUGGAGAGGGGCCGCAGCAUCACGGACGCCUUCCGGGCCACCGUGAAGGAGUACUACUUCGCCGAGCCCCAGUCGGUGGACUUCAGGGACCCGGCGUUCCUCCUCAAGGCGAAUCAGCGCAUUUCAAAGCUGACCAAAGGCCUCAUUAAAGAGGGGCUGAAGAACGUCAACCCUGACACGGUGCUGAUGCUUCUCAAUUAUCUGUACUUCAAAGGGACGUGGGAAAACAAAUUCCCAGCAAAGCAGACCAGCUAUCGCAGUUUCCGCCUGAGCGAGAGGGAAACCGUCCGCGUGCCCAUGAUGCAGACCAAGGGGAACUUCCUGGCUGCUGCUGACCACGAGCUGGACUGCGACAUCUUGCAGAUGUCCUACGUGGGCAACAUAAGCAUGCUGGUGGCCAUCCCCAGGAAGCUGUCUGGGAUGAGGAACCUGGAGACACAGAUCUCGCCAGCUGUGGUCAACAGAUGGAUCAACAGCAUGACCAACAGAACCCGAGAAGUUGUCUUCCCCAAAUUCAAGCUGGAAAGGAACUACAACUUGAUUGGACACCUGAAGGAGAUGGGGCUUACGGACCUGUUUAACGUGACCGCAGACUUCUCUGGCAUGACAGAUGAGAAAAUAGCCAUUGAUAUGUUCAAGCACCAGGCUACGAUCACGGUGAACGAGGAAGGCACGGAGGCGGCUGCCGUGACCACAGUGGGCUUCAUGCCCCUGUCGGCCCAGAUCCGCUUCAUCGUGGACCGGCCCUUCCUCUUCCUCAUCUACGAGCACCGCACCAGCUGCCUGCUCUUCAUGGGCCGCGUCGUCAACCCCAACAACAACUAAAACCCAAGGGCCCCAGGGAGCUGUGGUUUGCCUUCACACAAGAAGACAGAAUAAGAAACGUUGCCAGCUUAUAUCGUCUCCAUCUUAAGCUACUGAUGGCAAAAUAAAUUACAGCAGCCUAGUGGCUGAUAAGACCAAGAAACGUUGGUACUAAAACAUUAAAUAUAAAUGGUAUGUUAGCCGAUUCAGUAUUGUGCUUUCGUUUUCUCACUUUGUGACAGAAUCUUUCCCAUGUGGAACAGGGUUAUGAUAACAAAAUCAGAUAAAUGGAGGUUUACAAUAAAAACAUUGGCUCUAAUUGCAAAUCUUUAAAAAAAAAAUGCAGUUUUCCGUAGGAUACUCCUACAAUUCAUUUUCAUACUAAGAGGUUUCUAAACAGUUUGAAUUCCUUUAAAAAAAUCCCUUUGUAUGGGAGCAAAUAUUAAGAAAUAUAAAAAAGGUUACCAACAAGAGGGGGAAAUUUGGGCCAUCUAACACAUUUGAAUGCUAGCAGCAAUUUAAUCUCAGGAGGUCAUCCAGUAGUUUCUUGACAGAAGUCAAGGUAUUGAUUUCAAGAACAAUGGCUGGGUAGCUUCAAUUCUGCAUACAUUACUGCGCAGUUAGUCAGCAUUUCUGAAUAAGGUUAAUAAUUUAGGCAAUGCUGUUCAAAGAGUUGGAUAACAGCAUCCAAGGAUGGCUAUCACAGUGCCAGCUCUGCAACACAUAAGAGUCAUCACACAGCGGCACAGAGCAGCAAGCAUCAGAUCAUCAAUAAGGAUAGAGUGCUACAGGCUUAUUUCCUGUUGCCUAGAGCAGUUUGACACAUUUUAAUUGGAAAUCCAUUUCUGAAUACAUCAAUGAAGCAUCUGGAUUAAUUAGUGUCCUUAAAAAUUAAUUUCAUUUUACCAAUACAAUUUUCGGUUCUUAAUACCAUUUAGACAAUUCUCCUUCUACAAAAGCAUUAUUUCCAGCAGCUCAUUUCCCCAGUACACAUUCAUUUCUCUUGUUUUGCUAGUGGCAAACAGCUUGUGAUUAUCCUGACAGCUCUCUGUUUUGUACAAGUAUGCGCUGUACAAAUUGUGAAGUACGAUGCCAAUGUCUGAAAACUGCCCCAUUAAAGAUAUUACAUAAAAUGA